Messenger RNA from Rhipicephalus sanguineus (brown dog tick), 3417 nucleotides. RefSeq lists its product as uncharacterized. Gene Ontology annotation, molecular function: nucleic acid binding. The record is from RefSeq and is a predicted model, not a curated record. The transcript has 3 exons. The coding region runs from base 1 to 3417 and encodes 1138 amino acids. Lineage: Eukaryota; Metazoa; Arthropoda; Arachnida; Ixodida; Ixodidae. Gene Ontology annotation, biological process: DNA integration.
AUGGACCUCGAGAACGGCGAGCCGCCAAAACUGUACGGUGUGAACCUUCAGCCACCGGCACCGUUCGACUUCGCGAACCCGGCAACAUGGUCGACAUGGCUCAGCCGCUACGAAGACUUCACCGCGGUUUCAGGACUGACAAAAGCGUCGGAAGACGUGCAGGUACGCUCGCUACUGUACUGCAUGGGCCCGGAGGCACGUCCGCUCCUCGAGACGUUCUCGCUCGACGCCCAGUCGCUCGCCUCGUACCAAGUUGUUGCCGCCCGCUUCACCGAGCACUUCGUGCACCCGGCCAACGAGCUCUACGAGUCGUCGCGGUUCCACAGGCGUGUUCAGCUACCCGGCGAAAGCGUCGACACCUACUACGCGGAACUGUGCAGGAUGGUGAAGCGCUGCAACUACCCGUCAGCUGCUGUCGAGGAAAGGCUCGUACGCGACCGGUUCGUCGUCGGCCUCCGUGACUCUCGCCUCUCGGAUCAGCUGUGCCGAAACGCGAAGCUGACGCUCAAGGAGGCAUGGACACAGGCCCGUCAGUCCGAAGACGCCGACAAAGAGAAGGAGUUGACUCAGAACCGCACCGAGCACACACGCGAGCUCAACCUCGACGCCGCGAAAGCCAGCAAGUACGCCUCUCGUCGCCGCUCCGGAGCUAAGCCUACUACGUCGCAGCCGCCAACCGAGCGCUCUCGCGAGCCGUCCACGUGUGAAUUUUGCGGCCGCGCGCCUCACCGACGUUCGGACUGCCCGCACCAGCAGAACAAGCUCGGCUCCGUUCACCUCCAUGCCGUCGGCACUCCCGCCGCUGCAAAGUUCGUCGACGUGACCGUUGACAACUACACAGCGCAGUUCAAAGUCGACUCCGGCGCCGAAGUAUCUGCUGUACCCAGCGACUUCCUUACACUGCCUGCCAAGCUCGACAAAGUCGACAGUCUGCUCACUGGCCCUGGAGGACAGCCACUUCGCGUGCUAGGCUCGUAUCUGGCACGACUUCGGUGGCAAGGAAAAACAAGCUGCCAGCGCCUAUACGUAAUCCAGUCACUGACUGUGCCUCUUCUAGGACUGCCAGCGCUCCAAGCCCUGAAAGUUGUGAAAUUUCUUGACGAACUCAAGACUCCCAAAGCAACGCUGCACGCCGAGCUCUUCAAAGGAUUGGGCACUCUCAAGGACGAGUACGUUAUUCAGCUGAAACCCGAUGCCGUGCCCUUCUCGCUGAGCGUCCCCCGCAGGAUCCACAUCCCGCUGCUUGAGGUCGUCCGCCGCGAGCUGGACAAAUUGGAAAGCGCAGGCGUCAUCCGCAGGAUCGACAAGCCAAUUCCAUGGUGCUCCGGCCUCAUUGUCGUCAGGAAAGAUGAUGGUUCCUACCGGCUAUGCGUCGACUUGACUCAACUUAACAAAGUUGUCCUCCGCGAACGGCAUAUUUUGCCAACGGUUGAGCAAGUCCUUGGCCUCCUCGGUGACGCAACAGUUUUUUCAAGGCUGGAUGCGACCGCAAGCUUCCACCAGGUGAAGCUUUCUGCCGAUUCCCAAGAGCUGACGACAUUCAUCACCCCAUACGGCCGAUACUGCUUUUGCCGGCUCCCCUUUGGCAUCACAUCCGCUCCCGAGUACUUCCAGAAACAGAUGGCAAGAAUCCUGGAGGGCCAAGAAGGGGUCGCCAACAUGAUAGAUGACAUUCUGGUUUUUGGACGCACCCGCCAGGAGCAUGACGCCAGACUGAGCCAGGUGCUAUCUCGUCUUGCAAAAGCAGGCAUCACGUUGAACGAGGACAAGUGUCGCUUUGGGGUAUCCGAGGUCUCCUUCCUUGGUGUUGUCGUCUCAGCUAAGGGUAUCAGGCCGGAUCCAAGCAAGGUUGAAGCUGUCAAAGCUAUGGAAGCUCCCACAGACGUCGCGGGCGUUAGACGACUGCUUGGAAUGGUAAAUCAUCUCGCCAGAUUCCUGCCACACAUCUCGGACGUCACAGCACCCAUCAGAGCCUUGCUGAACAAGUCUGCAAGCUGGGUGUGGCAGCAUGAGCAAGAGGCAGCAUUCAAGAAGGUCAAAGAACUCUUGACAUCAUACAGGUGCAUGGCCAUGUACCACCCGUCGUAUGCCACGACAGUGUCUGCAGAUGCAAGCUCUUUCGGACUCGGCGCAGCACAAGAAUCCGAUGGAGAGUGCAAGGCCCUCAUCUCCUUCUGCCAGCGGGGUUGGCCACCAAAGACCAAGCUACCUCUGCAUGUGUCGAAGUACGCCUUCGUGGCGGACGAGCUCUCUGUCUGCGACGGUAUCCUGCUGAAAGGCCCCCGGAUUGUCAUCCCAUCGUCUCUUCGGCCAGCGGUCUUGACGCUGUUGCACGAAGGCCAUCAGGGCAUCAACAGGACCAAAGCCCUAGCUCGGGAGUCGGUUUGGUGGCCGGGUAUCUCAGCAGACAUCGCCUCUCUCGUCACGAACUGCGAACAGUGCGCAUCCACCCGGGUGAACCUUGCAGAACCCCUAGUCUCCACAGCUCUACCUGGACGCCCCUGGGAAUUUCUCGGAAUGGACUUGUUCCAUCUCAAUGGCCAGACGUUCCUCCUGGUGGUGGACUACUACUCGAGGUUUCCCGAGGUGGUGACCCUGAGAAGCACUACAGCUCGGGCAGUCAUCGAUGCUCUCAAAAGCAUCUUCGCACGCCACGGAAUCCCACAAGACGUCAGGUCGGACAACGGUCCACCGUUUUCGUCGCAAGAGUUUGCGGCAUUCGCAGCGUCUUAUGGCUUCAACCAUGCGACCAGUAGCCCACACUACGCCCAGUCAAACGGAGAGGCAGAGAGGAUGGUACGAACAGUCAAGGACCUGUUCCGCAAGUGCAAAGACCCUCACCUCGCUCUGCUCAGUUAUCGGGACACUCCGGGAGUCGAUGGCUUCAGUCCAGCCCAGCUGUUGAUGGGACGUCAGCUGAGAACCAGAGUCCCGAAGCAAAACUCCCAGCUACAUCCCAACUGGCCGCCUAGGAAAGAUGUCGUCGCCAAGGAUGUAGCCUACAAGCGUAAGCAGACCGACGACUACAAUAGGCAUCACGGAGCUCGAGACCUGCCACCUCUCCAAACAAGUCAGCGUGUGUGGGUGCGCCCUGACCAAGUGCAAGCUACGGUCCUCAGCCCGGGGCAAAGGCCAAGAAGCUACGUGGUUGAAACAGACCGAGGUGGUGUUCUACAGUGCAACCGCCGUCACCUAGUGCCUUUCGUGCCUUCCGCCUCCGGUGAGGAAUCGCUGCCAACAGCUGCACAGCAACCAUCGCCACCGCAGCAAGUUCUUCAGGAACCUCAGCCUGCCAACAGCAUGGGACCUGCAUCCCCCAAGGGCAGCCUUUGCAACAUUCCCCAGCAGCCAGGGACCGUAGCGAUGGUGUUACACGAACACGUUAUGGCCGGCACGUUGUUCCGCCGCGCCGUUUGA